Quercus lobata is the source of this 1611-nucleotide messenger RNA. Its product is annotated as myrcene synthase, chloroplastic-like. The coding region runs from base 499 to 1356 and encodes 285 amino acids. The transcript is spliced from 6 exons. Lineage: Eukaryota; Viridiplantae; Streptophyta; Magnoliopsida; Fagales; Fagaceae. Gene Ontology annotation, biological process: terpenoid biosynthetic process. Gene Ontology annotation, molecular function: magnesium ion binding; terpene synthase activity. The record is from RefSeq and is a predicted model, not a curated record.
GGGUUGCAGACGGAGUGACCGAGAGAGACAAAUGAGGGAGGAGGGAGAAAAAACGAAUUAAAUAUAGACAUUUUCAAUAGUUUCAAGGAUGAGAGAGGGAAGUUCAAGGCAUGCCUUUGUGAGGAUACCAUGGGUAUGCUAUCCUUGUAUGAAGCCUCAUUCCUUUCGAUAGAAGGUGAAAAUAUCUUAGAUGAAGCAAGAGAUUUCUCAAUCAAACAUCUAGAAGAUUACGUCAAGCAGAAUAAAGAUAAAAAUCUUGCUAUUAUAAUAAGUCAUUCCUUGGAGCUCCCACUGCAUUGGAGGAUGCUUAGGUCGGAAGCAAGAUGGUUCAUUAACAUAUAUAGAAGCAAACAAGACAUGAACCCUAUCUUACUUGAGCUUGCAGAAUUGGAUUUCAACAUUGUACAAGCAGCCCACCAAGAAGAUCUAAAGCAAGUGUGAAGGUGGUGGAAGAGCACAGGCCUUGCAGAGAAUUUGAGCUUUGCGAGGGAUAGACUAAUGGAGAAUUUCUUAUGGACAGUGGGAGUAAUAUUUCAGCCUCAGUUUGGAUAUUGUAGGAGAAUGUCAACAAAGGUCAAUGCACUAAUAACAACAAUAGAUGAUGUUUACGAUGUGUAUGGCACCUUGGAUGAACUUGAGCUCUUCACAGAUGCUGUUGAAAGAUGGGAUAUCAAUGCAAUAGACGAACUCCCAGAUUAUAUGAAGAUAUGCUUCAUUGCUCUUCACAAUUCAAUUAAUGAAAUGACCUUUGAUACACUCAAGGAACAAGGAUUCCAUGUCAUUCGAUAUUUUAAAAAAGCAUGGGCAGAUAUAUGUAGAUCUUAUUUGUUAGAGGCAAAGUGGUACCAUAGCGGAUAUACACUGAGCCUUCAAGAAUACAUUGAGAAUGCAUGGAUUUCAAUAUCAGCACCAACUAUACUGGUGCAUGCUUAUUUUUUUGUCACAAAUCCGAUUACAAAGGAGGCCUUGGAUUGUUUGGAAGAGUACCCCAACAUAAUCCGUUGGUCAUCAAUGAUUUUACGACUUGCAGAUGAUCUUGGAACAUCUAAGGAUGAGCUAAAAAGAGGUGAUGUUCCCAAAUCAAUCCAAUGCUACAUGAAUGAAACUGGUGCUAGUGAAGAAGAAGCUCGUGAGCACAUAAGGUUUUUGAUAAGUGCAACAUGGAAAAAGAUGAAUGAAGACCGAGCUGCAAGUUCUCCCUUCUCUGAAACAUUUAUUGAAAUUGCAUUGAACCUUGCAAGGAUGGCCCAAUGCAUGUACCAACAUGGAGAUGGACAGGGUGCUGGGAACCAUGAAACUAAGGACCGUGUAUUGUCAUUACUUAUUCAGCCCAUUCCACCAUAUAAAGAUCAAUGAGUUUAAUUAUUGAUAUAUAAAUUAAGAUACAGAUUUGAAGUUGAAAUUAUUAAUUGUACUAUAUAUUAUCUAAACCUGUAGUAAAUAUUUUUUUCCCCUUUUCCUUUGGAUGAUGUAUUUGCUAGUUUAAAGAUGUGUUGUCAAAUUUUAGUGUAAAAAUAUGUUAUAAUAAGGUUGCGUCAAUAAAAUUGGGUUGGAAUUGAGUUUUAAGUCAAUAUCUUUUUCUUUAUAAUAAUGAAGUUCUUAGUGAGACUU